This is a messenger RNA of Galleria mellonella (greater wax moth), 8018 nucleotides long. RefSeq names its product solute carrier family 12 member 6 (gene kcc). The transcript is spliced from 21 exons. The record is from RefSeq and is a predicted model, not a curated record. Gene Ontology annotation, molecular function: potassium:chloride symporter activity. NCBI's taxonomy places the organism in Eukaryota, Metazoa, Arthropoda, Insecta, Lepidoptera, Pyralidae. Gene Ontology annotation, cellular component: membrane. Bases 249 to 3596 code for a protein of 1115 amino acids. Gene Ontology annotation, biological process: chloride transmembrane transport; chemical synaptic transmission; cell volume homeostasis.
UAUAGCGGUCGCGUACUCGAUUUUGUGACUAACAGUCAAUAAUGUAGUUUGGCUGUUUGCCAAUUUUAGUCAUCACAAAUCAUUCGUCGCUCAUUAUCCAUUAAAUUAGUGCAUAUUGUCCUUGAGGGCGGACGCGCGCGGGCCUAACAUAGUUUUCUUUCUGCAAACCCACGAAGACAGUGAUGAGAGGCGGCGUGUGAGACUACGUCGCGUAACUUGGGACCUUCUCGGCGAGUGAACUGCUAAACAUGACGUCUGAAAAGGAGAAGAUGGCCGCUGAAACGAAAUCGCCCUCUAAUAAGAGCAACUGCACGUCACCAGGGAAAAAAGGUGACAACGACGAGCAUGGUCUGCCCACACAGAAGGACAAGGGAUGUGACACCAAUCUUUACCUAUAUCAUGAAGAAAUCGAAGACAGACCUCGAGCGGCGACAUUCCUCAGCUCUCUGGCAGACUACUCGAAUACCAUUCCCACGGCGUCGGCGGCGGACCCUGACGCUGCUAAACCGGCGCCCCCUGCCCGUAUGGGCACGCUCAUCGGCGUCUACCUUCCUUGUAUUCAAAACAUUUUCGGUGUUAUCCUAUUCAUCCGUCUCACAUGGGUCGUGGGCACUGCGGGCGCCAUACAAGGCUUCCUGAUUGUACUUACAUGCUGUUGUACGACAAUGCUUACAGCGAUAUCAAUGUCAGCAAUUGCGACAAAUGGGGUGGUGCCAGCAGGCGGGUCGUACUUCAUGAUCGGUCGGUCGUUAGGUCCCGAGUGCGGAGGCGCUGUUGGUAUGCUGUUCUACACCGGCACCACGCUAGCAGCCGCCAUGUACAUCGUCGGUGCAGUCGAAAUUGUUCUGACGUACAUGGCUCCCUGGAUGUCAAUCUUUGGUGAUUUCACCAAAGAUCCGGAGGCGAUGUACAACAACUUCAGAGUGUACGGCACCGGUCUGUUACUAGUAAUGGGCAUGGUGGUGUUUGUCGGAGUCAAGUUCGUGAACAAGUUCGCGACGAUUGCGCUCGCGUGCGUUAUACUUUCCAUCACCGCCGUUUACGCUGGCAUCUUUGUCAAUUUCAACGGAAACUCGAAUCUGCAAAUGUGCGUACUUGGAAAAAGACUGUUAAAAGACAUUCAUAUCAGCAAUUGUACGAAAGCACCUAAAGGCGAACUGGAACAACUAUUUUGUCCUAACAAGACUUGUGAUCCAUAUUACUCUGCACACAACGUUAGCAUCGUUCAAGGCAUCAAGGGUUUGUCCAGUGGAGUUUUCUUCGACAACUUACAAGAUUCGUUCUUGCAACUUGGCCAGUACAUCGCCUACGGAAAGGAACCUGAUGAUAUUGAACAAAUGGAGCGGCCAACGUAUAACCAAGUCUACGCCGACCUCACAACUACGUUCACAAUCCUUAUAGGGAUCUUCUUCCCUUCUGUUACUGGUAUCAUGGCCGGCUCCAAUCGUUCCGGUGACCUAGCUGAUGCUCAAAAGAGCAUCCCCAUUGGCACAAUCUGCGCUAUCCUCACCACCUCUACUGUGUACCUCUCCUGUGUACUGCUAUUCGCCGGCACCGUCGAUAACUUAUUACUACGAGACAAAUUUGGCCAAUCUAUCGGCGGUAAACUAGUGGUUGCCAACAUGGCAUGGCCGAACCAGUGGGUGAUCUUGGUGGGUUCAUUUCUCUCCACCCUCGGAGCAGGUCUGCAAUCAUUGACAGGAGCUCCACGUCUGCUGCAAGCCAUCGCAAAAGAUGAAAUUAUACCCUUCUUAGCACCCUUCGCCGUUUCGUCAAGCAGGGGCGAACCUACUAGAGCCCUGCUUCUAACAAUGGCGAUCUGCCAAUGCGGUAUCCUGCUCGGCAACGUAGACAUCCUCGCGCCACUACUCUCUAUGUUCUUCCUUAUGUGCUACGGGUUUGUGAACCUCGCCUGCGCAUUACAGACCCUCCUCAAGACUCCUAACUGGCGUCCUAGAUUCAAGUACUACCAUUGGUCAUUGUCGUUAGCGGGACUGACGCUGUGCAUCUCGAUCAUGUUCAUGACAUCCUGGUUCUACGCACUCAUCGCGAUGGGCAUGGCCGGUCUCAUCUACAAGUACAUUGAGUAUCGCGGAGCGGAGAAAGAAUGGGGCGAUGGGCUCCGCGGUCUCGCACUAUCAGCUGCUCGCUAUUCCCUACUGCGACUGGAGCAAGGCCCUCCGCAUACGAAGAACUGGCGACCGCAGGUGCUCGUGCUCGCCAAGCUUAACAACGAGCUCCAACCCACGUACAGGAAGAUGCUCGCUUUUGCUAGUCAACUUAAAGCUGGUAAGGGUUUGACGGUCUGUGUGUCGGUGUUGCCGGGCGAUUUCACGCGACGCGCGGGCGAAGCUUCCACCGCGAGGCAGAACCUCCGCAAGUGCAUGGACGACGAGAAACUCAAGGGCUUCGUCGAUGUACUUGUCGCGCCCAGUAUAUCUGAUGGACUGAGCCAUUUUGUCCAAACAUGCGGUCUUGGAGGUCUGAAACCGAACACGGUGAUCGUGGGGUGGCCGUACGGUUGGAGACACUCCGAAGAGUUGGAGGCGAGCAGCUUGCCCAAGUGGCAUGGUUUCCUGCAUACCGUGCGCGCCGUCACCGCCGCCAGGAUGGCCAUGCUGGUACCCAAGGGGAUCAACUUCUUCCCUGAUUCCACUGAGAAGAUAUCUGGCAAUAUUGACAUCUGGUGGAUCGUACACGACGGUGGCAUGCUGAUGUUGCUCCCGUUCCUGCUCAAGCAACACCGGACCUGGAAGAACUGCAAGAUGCGCAUCUUCACCGUGGCCCAGAUGGAGGACAACUCCAUACAAAUGAAGAAAGACCUGAAAAUGUUCCUGUACCAACUGCGUAUCGAAGCUGAAGUGGAAGUUGUUGAAAUGACUGACAGCGAUAUAUCUGCGUACACGUACGAACGCACAUUGAUGAUGGAGCAACGCAAUCAAAUGCUGCGCGAACUGAGGCUCAACAAAAAAGAAACACUCGGCAUGAUGCAAAAUUUCGUGGACUAUCGUGAAAACGCUGAGGAGAAGUUGCCUCUGGUGCAAGCGAUAGUAGACCACCACCACGCGGACGUGAAGACCGCUAGCAAGGUGCGGUUCGCGGAGCCGGGCAGCGGCGGCGGCGAGACCGCGGAGGAUGCGCCCUCACCGCCGCUCACAGACACCGAAGACAGGGACAAGGACAAGGACGACAAGGACGACUUUCGAAGUAGUUUGUUGCACAUAAUCGAUUCAAUGUGGGACUCGCCCGAUGAACGGUCGCAGUGUGAGGGAGGGAACUCGCCGCCGCCAGAAGCCGACAAGCAAAAGGAGAACAACCCCAACGGAGAUGCAAUCAAGCCCAAGCCCAACAUGGAUAUUACACCCGAUGAGGGCACAGUGAGGCGGAUGCACACAGCGGUGAAACUGAACGAGGUGAUUGUGACACGCUCCCACGACGCACAACUAGUCAUACUGAACUUGCCCGGCCCGCCCAGGGACACCAAAUUCGAAAGAGAAUCCAACUACAUGGAGUUCCUGGAGGUACUGACCGAGGGCCUGGAGAAGGUGCUGAUGGUGCGCGGAGGAGGGCGCGAGGUGAUCACUAUCUACUCGUGAACGCACCACGCCGCCGCCACGCCCUCUCCCCAACUCGAACUGUUAGUGGAAGCGACCGCGCUCGCCAGCGCCCUUAUGAAAUGUCUUUGUGAUUCUAUUAUAACUGUUAGUGCUCUAUUUUGAACGUUCGAAUUCGAGUUCGUGUCUCGUUAAUCGUUUUGUAAAAUUAACAAUCGCAUAAUCGCUCUCGAAAGACUGCCGAGACGGACGUUACGUUCCAAUUUGUUUAUAAAUAUUGUAUUUUCUUACUAUUACUAUUAUAUUGACGUUCGUUUGACUGUAAAUGUUAGCUUAGUUCUAAAUGUUUUGUUACAUUUGCUGUUUAGGGAGUCGUUGUUUUGAAAUUUAUUCACUGUUGUAUAGAUAUGUAUGGAUAAAUGUAUGUAUGAAUCUAAUGAGGAGCCUUAAACUAUCGGUCGUUAGCUCUAAGUUUGUUUUUGUUACGUACCUAGAUUAGACACUAGACUUGAAUUAAUUUAGGUAUCUAAGUGACUCCUUGGUUACCGAUAUGCCAUAUCGUUUUCGUUUUAUGACGUAGCCCCUCGCUAUUGUUUUAAUGGUACUAUUUUAUUUGUUUUUCUAACAAUAUUAAAGAAUGUAGAUACUUUGUAAGCAUAUACAUUUAUUAAAAAAGAACAUUAAAGAUUUUAAUCUACUUAUAUAAAAAUGUAUUUUGUAAAUAAUUAUUUUGUUCUAAGAUUUUUACAUCUGCUCAACUUAAAACUUACCGUGGGACUGAAGCAUCGACAUUUUACUUCAAUACAUCCCAGCCCUCGUAGGUGACUUUACGAACAUACUAAAUCAAUUUAUCAUUCUAGUCAUUUGACUUUAUUAUUACCUAAAGUGAAAUAUGAAAAAAAAAAUACCAAAAAAUAACUACCUACUUUUUACAUACCUACCUACUCUUAUUAGUCUUUUAUCUAAUAUUUAAUUUAAACCAGUUUUCUCUAACCCUCCACCGGGUUUUAUGGUGAGUAGAUCCAAAUAUCCCAAAAUAAACAAUACUAAUCAAUAUGCAGUAAUUAUAACAUGUAACUGACUUUGAAUAGUAGGUAUUGUGAGAAAUUCGGUAAGGCAUGUCCGGAUUUAUCAAUGUAACAUUUAUUUUCAUGUCGCAAUAAUUCUACAUAAUUAACUAUAAAAAAUUGUUACGCACAUUCGCGAAGUUAAAUGAUUUUUUACUGUGAUCGCUAUCAGUACCGAGUCUGAGCUAAUUAGGUACGAGUACAUUUAUUUUAGCAAUUAUUAUAUAUUCCUUACAUUGAUACGUGUAAACUAUAAUAAUAUAUCCACUCAAUGGUAAUACCAAAGCGUUUUCAAUAUUAUAUUUUUCUGCCAGCUCGGACCUUAGUUAACGAUCACCUAAAUUAAUAACACCAAAUGGCAUUAUACGUAGAUAUAAGUAUCCGUUCCAUAAUUCUACAAAAUAUUAUAUCUAAAACGUAGCAUAUACGUUAUAAAGAAUGGAAUGUCAAUUUUUAUUUCAACAUCAUUUCCGUUACCAAAAAUUUAAAUCUGCUCUGAUAAUUCAAUGCGUUUCGUUUUACCGAAACAUCGCGCAAUGUAGAACAUAGUACUCAUAUAAUAGAUGUUAGAUAGCGGUUUCGAAAUAAAUCAGACGAUUUUUAUUUUUGGUAAAGGUGUAAGUCUAAGAAUAAAUAUAUUUCUAAUUCAUAAUAAAAGAGUGUUAGGUAACUGCCAAAUAGGAAUCGGUGUUGUAAAAUAUCCUAGUCCGUAAGUACCUAAUUCUAAUUAAUUUCAUUGUUCAAAAUUCAUAUUAAUUAGAUCAAAGAUCAAGUUAAUUGUUGUAAGAGGAGUCUAGUGCAUGAUAUCACUAUAAUGAUUACUAGGUAGCGUACAUAGUGAACCAUAGAUGAAGCAUUUAUCUGAAUCUAUAAUCGUAAACGGUUAUGUUGCAAUAUUCAUAAAGCUAUUGACAAUACUCGUGGUGAUUUCUGAAUACCUAUACUCCAACUUCGCGAUCUUAAAGUCAUAGACGAUAUAAUAGUUGUUUUCAAUUAAAAACUUCAGUAAUAUUUUAUAUCUUUGAAAUUGAGAUUUAUUCAAAUGUAGGUCCUGGACAUAUUUCUCUAUAUUUAUGUAUAUCUGCCUACAGGCAUAAAUUACCCUUUAAUGGUUACUUUGGCCAUUUUACACUUCGACUAAAUAUGACGUCAUAAAUUCUAUAUAUUUUAUGCAUAGAUUUCAUAUUAUUGGACACUAUUUCAUGGGACAAAUUAUAUUUUAAUUAUAAGACAAAUUAUGAAUUAAAAUUAUAUGAAUCUACUUAUAAAUACAUACUUUCUCGAUAUAGAGGCGAGAACGUCUCAGAAAAUAAAUUAUAAUCGGUGCCAUUUUCACUUCAUUGAAGUAAAUAGAUGUAUAUUAUUCUAAAUGAUAUUUACUUAUUAACAAAAAAUGAAAUAUAAUUGUUUUAAGUUCGUGAUAUUGAAAGAAACAAAUUAUUUUUAUCACCUAGUGAUACAAAAUUCAUGGUAUUAUUGAAAUAGUACACACAUAUCUUCAUUUUCGCAUAGAAAAUUAUAUCAAUCAACUGUUUAUGCCUAUGAAUAGGUAAAGGAAUAAAAUUUAUUUGAAUAAAUAAAUAAAUUAUUGAAUUAUAUACAUCAAAAUUUAAAACUUAUAUUUGAUAUGUAUAUGUAUACAUUGCCAAUCGAAUUUGAUUAAUUAUCCAAAUAUUACGCUUAUGUAUAACAAUGUACACAUAGCAACCUAUUGUGAACUAACUAAACGAUCAGAGACGAGUAAAUAAAAGACACUGCGUCCAAUUAAAGCCCUGCACACAUGCAAUCUCGCUUAUUAUGGUUACUUCCCUUAUGGACUUGUGCUGACGCUCAGAAUUUUUUUCCUCGUCUGUCUUUAUAUAAUUUAUUAACACAUUGUAAUAUCUCUAGUACUGUGUGACCUAAAUACAUACUCAAAUAUAAUAGUAUUCUGGUAAUAAAUUAAAUAGUUGAGUUGUCAUUCAAUCAAAUACUGUAUUGUGUGUAAUCAAUUAUCACGUAUUUUCUCGUCACCUUUAAAUAUUAUUCAAAUUUGAAUAUUAUUAUGCAGUAUCAUAUAUAAAAUGUUUUCCUGAAACUACCUAUUACAUAAUUUACCUAUGUAUAAUUAAUAACUACUACCUUAUAUGUACUACUUUCCAGUGUACGUAUAUUUAUUGCAAACAAGAAAUUAAUUACUAGGUAUAUUGUGUAAAUACCAUUUUUAUGAAUUAACUACAUAGGCAAUUAGAUUGUUACCAAUCUGUUAGACGUCUACCUGAAUUCAAAUUCGAUUCUCGUUGAAUCUUGUCUGAUAUGUUCUGUGAGCGUAUUGAUGCAUCAAAUUAAUAUCUAACUACACCAAACGCUUGUAUUAUACCUACACAGACAUGUGCCAAACUAUAGGUAUCAUAGACGGUGACAAUCCAUGGGAUAUGCGCGAUAUGUAGACUAAUUGCAGAUUAAACUUUCAAUGGGAUAAUUAUAAUGUGUAAUCAUAAGCUUUUGGAGUUACAUUGUGUGUUAGAGAUAUCACUUAACUAACAUAGUUGUAAUUCAAAAAAUGCACAUACAUAGUUAACCUAUUUCAAAUAGAUAUAAAGUCGUGUUCGUAAAUUCAAUCGUACAUUAGCCUUAUUCAGAGCCAGUAUAAAUGUAUGUGCGAUCGCCGGCAAAGUAAUAUGCACCAUCAAACAUCAUGUAUGCCAAAGGGCUUUAUGGUGCUACCGCUCUGCCGGCGACUGCACCCAUUCAAUCUGUCGAGUGUCAAGUUUAUCGAUGUAAAAUGUAUUUUAGAUUUUAGGCUGUGAGUCAGCGUAAACACAUUCUUUACAAUUAAAUAUUCAGGCUAGAGUUGCUGUGAUACACCAUUAUGGCUAUAAAGUUAUUAAGUAGUCAUUUCUGGCUAUAAUCAAUGAAAUAUAAAAAAUGAAGCCAUAUUCUAUCUGUGAUUUCACUGACGAGUAGUGCACCUUUUACCCGGAAAUAUCUUUGAACGCCCAAGAAUCAUCAUUUGAGUUUUCGGCAAGUAAAAUAUAAGUAUAAAAGUAGUUCAUGAUUUUUCGCCUCGUAAUUUAUAAAUAAAACAAAAAAUUAUGACAAGUUUGUCUGUACAUUGAACAGUUUGAGCAUGUCUUCGUAAAAUGUUAUCCACGUUCAUUAUCGCAGAAUAAAAAAAAAAUAUAUAGAGAUAAAAUACAAUUUUGUCACCGCGGUGCAAUAUGCUAGGAUUUAACUAUGAUGUAUUUAAUAAAUAUUUUGAUCUGGAACGAGUUUUUAUUAGUGAAAUAUUUCGAAUUGUAAAAGUUAUUUAAGAAAUUACUAAAAUAUUCAAAUAAUAAUUCUAGUGAAUUAGUCGGUGAGUAUAUUUAAGUGAAAGAUGUUAUGAGUAUAAUGAAUUAAACUAAUGAUAAAAUUA